AUAAUAUUACACGUCAAGAAUGAUGAACGAUUUCAACAGUUGGUAUACAAAAUAACCUCUUUUUACAAGAACAUAUGUGAGUGUUUUAGUCUUAUUUGGAAUAAUAGGCAAAUUCAAGCCAGCUUAUUUGUGGUACAUAAUGUUCGAUGCUAAGAAAAUAUUCAGUCUUCAAGUAUCAAUUAUCAUCGAAUUAUGUAGAUCCAUAGAUUAUUUACUCAUUACUUUUUCAGCGGUACAUUAAGCUUUAGUUUUAUCCUCCAUUUGUUGUUUAUAAUCUUUUGUAUAAAGAACUGUGAAAUAAUGUUCGAAGGAUCUAAUUAUGCAGAUUUCUACUAUAUGAUUCUUUACUUUUUUAUAACAGGAGAUGUAAUACAUUUGAUUAUGUAGAUAAUGAGUUGGUUAUUUGAUUACGGAUUUUUAUCUGGAGCAUUUUGUUUUGCAUUGAUCUAUGUUUGGUGCAAGAGAAAACCAUUUGAAACUGUGAGAUUCUACUUUGGAUUUUAAUUCAAAAGUGAAUACUUUCCAUGGGUCCUCAUUGCUUUUGAUGCCAUCACUGAUCAAGACGUAGUCUAGGAUCUUAUAGGUUUAGGAAUAGCACACUCAUAUUUAUUAUUUAAAGACUUUCUACCAGUUACUCAGAACAUUUCCUUGUUGGAAACACCCAAAUUUUUGUAACAAUUCAUUGUAAUUUCUUAGUAAGAACUUUGUGAAUAAAUAUAUUGUAAAAUAUACUCCUUUUGCAAGAAACAGAUUUAAUUAAUAGUAAUUCCAGCAGCCUUAGAGACAGUUCUUUUAAGGAUAAGGUAUACGUUUAGGUUGA
Molecule: messenger RNA, 820 nt
Organism: Paramecium octaurelia
Lineage: Eukaryota; Ciliophora; Oligohymenophorea; Peniculida; Parameciidae
Source: the annotation of a GenBank genome assembly